This is a messenger RNA of Angiostrongylus costaricensis, 645 nucleotides long. Lineage: Eukaryota; Metazoa; Nematoda; Chromadorea; Rhabditida; Metastrongylidae. The record is from the annotation of a GenBank genome assembly.
AUGGCACAAAGCGAGGCUACUAUUCCGGAUGACUUUGAGAUGCCACUGAAUGCAUUCGACAUUCCGCGCUGUUAUGAAGGUGAUCUAUCCGCCGUUGUGAUUACAGAAGGACUCAUACGCGAUCGCGUCAGGCGACUAGCAAAAGACAUCCACGAAACAAUAGGAGCUGAUCAGCUGUCACUACUCUGUGUGCUAAAGGGUUCCUACAAAUUUUUUAAUGCCUUGGUGGAUGAACUCGGAAAUGCUCGAUGGUUGUGUAAAGAGCCCAUGACAGUGGAUUUCAUUCGGUGUAAAAGUUACGAAGAUGAUGUUAGCUCUGGAACAGUUCAAAUUAUUGGGCUCAGUAAUCUCGAGGAACUUCGAGGAAAGAAUGUUUUGGUAGUGGACGAUAUAGUCGAUACGGGUCUUACGUUGUCUAAACUCAUUCAUACUCUGGAACAAUGCGGUGCGAAAAAAAUAUGGACGGCAUUGUUACUUUCGAAGAGAGUACCUCGGAAAGUUACUAUCACCGAGGACUUCGUCGCAUUUAAUAUUCCCAACAAGUUCAUUGUUGGUUAUGGAUUGGACUAUAAUCAAAAGUUUCGUGAUCUAAAUCAUAUAUGUGUGAUGAGCCCAGCUGGAAUAGAUAAGUACAAGAGCACUUGA